AUGCCAAAGCGCAACAACCCGGAAUCUCCUACGGACUCAGUAAUUGGAGUUUCGGGAGAUGAGUCUCAAUCAAGCAGCACAACAACUCGAAAACGAUGUCGUCUGGCUAAUGCUUCUCAGUUGGAUUUGUGUCAAGAACUGUUUGAUCGAAUUCGGGCAUAUCGUGGAGAGGAUGGUACAUUAUCUGAAGCAUUUAUGCGUCUACCAACAAGAAGAUCAAAUGCAGAUUACUAUGAGGCAGUAAGAGAACCUAUGGAUUUGGCUCGUAUCCAAGCAAAAAUCAAGGCAUGUGAGUAUGAAAGCGUCGAACAGAUGGCUACAGAUAUCAAUUUAAUAGUGGCCAAUACAAAAUCAUUCUAUCCCGCUUCAACAACUGAGUUCGCCAAAGCCGUUGAAUUACAAGAUGUUUUUGACCAUGAGCGUCAAGUACUUCAAGCAAUAACUACUAAGAGUACUGAUUCCACUGCAAGUUCAACAAGCAGUAGCGUUAGCGAUAGGCGUACAACUCGCAGGCGUGCAAUAAUUACUGAAGAACGAGAUGAGGAAGAGGCUGAAGCUUUAUCAAUUGCAGCUUCAGAUGAUUCACGUACAGCUCCAUCCGAAGCUAGCACUAGUCAACCAAAUUCAACACAAUUGGAUAAUCCAUAUGAAUUAUUAUUUGCUUCUAUUGCAAAAUAUGUUAGCGAAAAUGAUCGUCCAUUAGCUCCAACAUUUACUCAUUUACCAUCUAGAGAGCUUUAUCCUGUUUACUACGUUGUUAUCAAGGAGCCAAUUGAUUUAAGAAUGAUUGCCAGACGGAUUUUAUCUGGAAAGUAUAAUUCCAUGGAUGAAUUGGAGAAGGAUUUUUUAUUAUUAGCACGGAAUGCUAAAACCUUUAAUGAACCAAAGUCAGUUAUCUAUCAGGAUGCGGCAACAUUGGCUAGAAUUCUAAAGGGUAAGCGUAGUGAAGCAGAGCAUCCGCCAGUUAGAACUAAUCGAGAGCGUGGAAAACGAGCCUCUCGUUUAAAUUACAUACCCCAUGAGGUUGUAGAACAGUUUGCUUCAAUGCCUGAUUUAUCUGAUCCUCCUGAUAGUUCAAGUCAAAUGGACGAAUCCACUGAGGCAGCUUUUGAGCUUUCUGGUGAUGAUGAAGAUACUCAAGCAACUGGUACAUCUCAAAGCUGUUCAUCGGUAGCUUCAUUUUCUGUCAAAAGAAAACGUGGACGCCCACGUCGUAAUCUAUAUCAUGAAGAUUCAAUAAAACGAAGUCCAUCUCGAGAACCUCUUUCUCCAGCAAGCAUACUUUCUCAGCAUAGUACAAGUGCAGCUGGUGAACUAGGCGGAGCGAAUUUACCACAUUCAUGUACUUCACGAGCUCAUAGACGCUUACAAGAAAAACUUUUGCAAGUUGUAUUGGAUGCUCUUAAUGAAGAUGGUCAACCAAUGUCAACACCAUUUUUCCGACUUCCAUCUAGGAGAUUAUAUCCGGACUAUUAUGAAGAGAUUACCAAUCCAUUAUGUCUCUCGAGCAUAAAGAAGAAAAUUAAAAGAUAUGAAUAUUCUUCAUUAGACACUGUCCUCAUUGAUUUAGAUAUAGUAUUUAAUAAUGCCCAACAGUAUAAUGUUGAACAAAGUGCCAUACAUCAAGAUUCUAUUCGUUUACAACAGAUUGCUCAUAAAAAAUGUGAAGAAUUAAAGAAUUCAGAAAUAGCAUUGAAUAUAAAACCGGAUAAUCCAGAUGGAGCUUCAUUUAGUCCUAAUGGAAAUAAUCUAACUGUAUCGUCGACUACACUAUCAGAAGGCAUGAAUUAUUAUGCACAAUAUGAUCAAACUCCACUUAAACGACCUGGACAUCAAAUAAUCACAGGAGAAGAGGCAACUUUGAAACGUUUGCAAACUUUGUACAAAACUGUUUAUUAUUUUCGUGCAAAUGAUGGACAUUAUCCUCGAGAUACAUUUGUAAGCUUACCGUCUAAAGAUGUUUAUCCGGAUUAUUAUCAAUUAAUUGCUAAUCCAAUCGAUUUAACUAUGAUUAAACAUAAAAUGGAUGAAGGAAAAUACUCGUCACACGACGAAAUGGUUCUUGAUCUUCAAUUGAUGUUUAACAAUGCUUGCAAUUAUAAUGAAGAAGGUUCCUCAGUUUAUAAUGAUGCUAAGCUUUUGGAUUCAGUUGUCAAGAAGCGUCUUAAGACUUUUGUCUCAUAUACUGGAAUUGUUAAUCGACCUUUAACUUCACGUAGUUCAGAACCCCUAACUCAACAGUUAGACGUUCCAAAUAUUCAAUCACAUGCUGGUUUAGUCAAUACCGUUCCUGCUGUCCAUCAUCAACAACCUGGACAACCAACUUGUUCACUCUUACAACGUGUCAUGUUGGAGCUUUUUCAAGCAGUUCGGGAAUAUCAAAUCAACGGAAGAAUUUUAUCUGAACCAUUUAUGCGUCUACCAACUAGAACUGAGCUUCCAACUUAUUAUGAGUUUAUUAAGAAGCCUGUAGAAUUACAAACUGUGGCUAAACAACUGGUUCAAAUGAAAUAUACUGAUUUUGAAGAGUUCGCUAGUGAACUUUUUCUGAUGUUUGACAACGCAUGCCGAUUUAACGAACCUGAUUCACAAAUUUACGCGGAUGCACUCAUUCUUCAUAGAGUAUGUCUUACCAAGCGAUCAUCAUUAUUAUCUACUCACCAUCAGUCUCUCUCAAUACCUCCAUGUGUUGCCCCUGAUGUCGCUACUGGUUUACGCCGUCUGUUGACAAACCUUCAUAAUGCAAUGUUAACCGCUUGCGAUGCAGAUGGUCGAGGAUUAGUAGAUUCAUUGAUAGCUGGUGAUGGCACUGAGUCCACACUUACUUCAGUGACUGCAGCUCGUUUGGCUGCUCUUCAUCGUGCAGUGGCAGAAGGCUCCUAUCAUCGUCUGGAUAGUCUUCAGUCAGAUUGGCUCGGGAUAUUAGCCAGAGCCCGAAUUGGAGAAGGAUCAGACCAACCAGCAGAAGUGAAAAAUCCUUGUCCUACUAAACAACAACGUUUAGAUGCUGCUGAAUUAGCCCAUCGUUGGGUGCGUCUUAGGGAUGAAUUAUGCCAUCGACAACAACGAAGAUCAGGAACUCAGACAUGUACACCAAAUAACGAUUCUGGAUCUGUAUUGCCCAAUCAUGUGGUUUUGUACAGUCCUGCUUUGUCGUAUACAGAAGCAGCCUUAGAGCGUGACAUUACUGAAGAAAAUGCAAACCAUAAACUUCCAGUUUAUGAUGAUGAAAAUGGAGAAGAAACUUUAAAUCCACUUUUAGAUGGCGAAUGCGAGUUGAAACAUUUUGAAGCACGUGGUCAACUCUAUCAUGUUGGAGAUUAUGUUUAUGUUGAACCAAUGCGACCCAACGUUACUCAAUGUCAUAUUGGUCGUAUAACACGUAUUAGUCGGAGAGAGCAUCAUUCACUGUCCAAAACGGAAGAACAAAUGUCUAACAAGGACGACCAGUCGAAAACCGAAAAUAAUUGUGACAAUAUUGAAUCAUCUUCGAAGAUUGAUCAUCCAACUACGAUUAAUGUCCGAUUGUCUAUGUAUUUACGACCAGCUGAAGCACAUCCUUCACGUCGAAGGCGUCUUUUAGCUGCUGAAGUUUUUCGUACAGCUCUUGGUGAAACAGUUCAAAUUAAUCAAAUUAUGGGACGUUGUCUCGUAAUGCAUAUUUCGCAAUUUAUUCGUUACAAGCCAAAAAAUCUUGAAGAACGUGAUGUAUUUAUUUGUGAAUCUCAGUUCUCCAUUACAUCCCAGUUAUUUUUGAAAAUCAGGGAUUGGAAUAUACCACUUCCGACUGGGAUUGAAUUAGAAACCAGACCUACUCCUUUUGUACCAACCCGUUUACCUCCAAAUGAACCUUUAGGAAAUGCUUUAGAACAGGUUGAUAAUAGUUUAUUUGUUCAAAUGAAUUAUCCUUUGCCUCGGACUUUUCAAUCAAUUGUUCUUCAAGAUCUUACUGAAACUGAAGGAACUAUAGUUUACGAACAGUAUGUUCAUGAGAAUGGAUUUUUAGUGAAAUUAGGUGACUUUCUAUAUGUUCCCUCUACUAAUGGAUCUACUGAACGUUCUAUUGUACGAGUUGAUAAAUUGUGGAAAUCUUGCACUCAAAAUGCAAUUUUAUUUACUGGACCAUUGUUCAUUACUUCAUCAUUGGUAGAUCAUCUGCCGACACGUUUAUUUUAUCCUAAAGAAGUAUUUCUUACUGGAGCUGAUCAUGCAACUCAUGCACUUGCUUCUGCUACAGGGAAAUGUUAUGUUAUGCGUCCAUGUGAUUAUUCUCAAGCUCGACCUACCGAAAUACCGGAACAAGAUAUUUAUUUGUGUGAUUCAAAAUAUUUUGAAACUGAGAAAGUAAUUCGUAAACUUAAAAAAGGUUUGAAAAAAUUUCAAUUUACAUCUAACAAUGUACAUGAAGAUGAAUUUUAUUUCUUCCCUCAACAAAUCAUGCCUAGAAAAGAUGCAUCACCUCUUUUGGCUCAAGCAUCCCCUGAACCGUUACAGAAUGAUCAAUUAAAUCGUCCAGUAUCUCUGGCAUUUACUUGUGCACUUGCAGCAGCAGCUGGAACUAGUACCACUAUGGUUACUGCACCAAUUAUCUCUCUUCCUAAUUUACCUACAGAUCCAACGAAACAAACUGAUCACCGUAUACCUACUGGAUUAAUGAAUGAAAGCCCUGGAUCUAAUCCACUUGCAGGACAUAAUACAACUCCAGUAAUCGGUCGUCCGUCAGUUAACAAUGUUACACCUACCAAUAAUAAUAAUACUCUAGUUCAUGGUAUAACUUCAUCACCACAAAUUGAUGCGCUGACUCGUGCUUUCAUCGAGAAUAAUAUAGAUCGUACAGGUAAAAAGAGGAAAAUCCGUAAGCCGCCAUCAGGCUAUGUUUUAUAUGCUGGUGAAAUUAGAAAAAAGCUAUUACAAGAACGUCCUGACGCACCAUUCGGUGAAAUUUCUCGUGAAGUUGGCCUUCUGUGGCGUCAAAUGCCUACUGCUCAACGUGACUUGUAUGAACAAAAAGCUCAUCUAAUCAGACAACAUAUGGCUGAAGAAGAGAUGCAAAUGAAAGCCAGAGAACAAGAACAGGGUAGCCCUACUUGUCAAAAAUGGAACAUUGAACUAUUGCAACAAACACAAUUUAUUCAAGAUUUAUGCCGGUUACUUAAAUCAGUUACCAAUGAUUUGGGUAAUCGUUCACGUAAAAUUGAAUUAUUAAGAUCAAAAUUGGACAGUGAAGAAUAUGCUCAUAUUAGACAGAUUGAUAAACCAUUUCCACUUCCUUUAAAUCCGGAUAUUAUUGUAUGCGGUGUACAAUCAUCUACAGCUACAUUAUUCAAGAGUUUUCAGCGACCCGCUUUACUGACAUUUAUCCAACCAAAUGGUGAUACGUAUCGAGCUAUUUUAAAACAUGGUGACGAUUUACGUCAGGAUCAAUUGGUUUUACAAAUGAUUGAAUUAAUGGAUGUUAUCCUUCGCAAAGAAAAUUUUGACCUUCGACUUACACCGUAUAAAGUUUUAGCUACAAGUAGCCGUCACGGUUUAGUUCAGUUCGUAGAAUCCGUUUCAUUAGCUGAUAUUCUUCAUCGUUCCACAUUACUAGCUUAUUUACAAUUGAAAGCUCCGAGUUCGAAUGGUCCUAUGGGUGUUCAGAAAGAUGUUAUGGAAACGUAUAUUCGUUCUUGUGCUGGUUAUUGUGUCAUCACUUAUCUUCUUGGCGUAGGUGAUCGUCAUAUGGAGAAUUUACUACUCACUGCUGAUGGUCAUUUAUUUCAUAUUGAUUUUAGUUUCAUUCUUGGCGCUGAUCCUAAACCAAUGGCACCUGAAGUAAGAUUGACUCGUGCAAUGAUCGAUGGUAUGGGUGGUCCUAAUUCAAAUCAAUUUAAUGAAUUUUGGAAAAUCACUUUUACAGCUUUUCUUAUUUUAAGACGGCACGCGAAUUUAUUCUUGACUUUGUUUUCCUUGAUGUCAAACACAGGAAUACAAAGCUUUAAUGGUCAACAAAAUAAUGCAUCUGAAUUUUUAAAAGAACAUUUCUGUGUACAUCAGUCAGAAGAGAAAGCUGUUAGUCGACUAGCUAAUCGUAUGACUGAAUCUAUCAAAGCUAUUGUACCAGAUAUUAUGGAAAGGAUACACACUAUUGUACAAUACAUGAGGAACUAAUCAAAUCUUUCAAUAAUUUUAUUGUGAUAUCUAUUCAUAUUCAGCAAUUCUUUCAUCAAACCAAUGUAUUUAAAGUAACAAAACAUGAUAAAUUUUCAUUUGCAGUCAACAAUAACAAAACAUCACAUUAUUUCUUAUCAUCAUUAUCUAAUAACUUUUGUAAUAAUGUAUGUACAUGCA
Messenger RNA from Schistosoma turkestanicum, 6330 nucleotides. The record is from the annotation of a GenBank genome assembly. NCBI's taxonomy places the organism in Eukaryota, Metazoa, Platyhelminthes, Trematoda, Strigeidida, Schistosomatidae.